GACAAUGAGGGCACCACUCCUGGGCAGAACAGGAGGGAGCCACUGCCUAACCCUUCUCCUGGCAACUGUGCAAGGCACGGGGGAAGGUGGUUCACACCCUGCUCCUGUCCAUUUGCAGCCCACAGCCUGGAGUUUGGACUUGGAUCAGAGUUUCGGGCUGCUCGCUAAUCACUAGGGCCCUGGAAGCGUGAAAGCAAGUGCCUUCAGUCUCAGUGCUGCCUGUGUUCUUGCAGGCCAGACCCCCCCGGUGGCACAAGUAGGCUUGCCCAUCCUCUGAGAGUCAAGGUGUGAGUUCGGCGUGCACCAUGUCCUCCAAGAAACUGGUGAACUCGGUUGCAGGCUGUGCCGAUGACGCCUUUGCCGGCAUGGUGGCCUGCAACCCGGGCCUGCAGCUUCUGCAAGGCCACCGAGUCGCCCUGCGCACUGACCUGGACAGCCUCAAGGGUCGGGUGGCAGUGCUGACGGGUGGGGGCUCUGGCCAUGAGCCCGCCCACAUCGGGUUCAUAGGGAAGGGGAUGCUGACGGGAGUCAUCGCGGGAGCUGUGUUUGCCUCCCCGGCCGUGGGUAGCAUCCUGGCAGCCAUCAGGGCGGUGGCACAGGUGGGCACAGCGGGGGUUCUCCUCAUUGUGAAGAACUACACGGGGGAUCGGCUGAACUUUGGCCUGGCACGGGAGCACGCCCGGGCUGAGGGCAUCUCGGUGGAGGUGGUGAUCGUGGGUGAGGACUGCGCCUUCAGCGUCCUGAAGAAGACAGGCCGGCGGGGGCUCUGUGGCACUCUGCUCGUCCACAAGGUGGCAGGCGCCCUGGCCGAAGAAGGUGUGGGACUACAGGAAAUCACAGAGCGGGUGAACGCAGUUGUCCAGGGCCUGGGCACCCUGGGAGUGAGCCUGUCCUCCUGCUGCGUCCCCGGCUCCAAAGCCACCUUUGAGCUCUCAGCCAAUGAGAUCGAGCUGGGCCUGGGGAUCCACGGGGAAGCUGGUGUGCGCCGGAUCAAGAUGGCAACUGCCGAGGAGAUCGUGACCAUCAUGCUGGACCACAUGCUGAACCCCUCCAACAUCUCCCAUGUGUCCGUGCAGUCUGGCUCCACGGUGGUGCUCGUGGUCAACAACCUGGGUGGCCUGUCCUUCCUGGAGCUGGGCAUCGUAGCAGGCGCCGCAGUCCGUGCUCUGGAGGGCCGUGGGGUGAAGAUUGCCCGAGCCCUGGUGGGCACUUUCAUGUCCGCCCUGGAGAUGCCCGGCGUGUCUCUCACCCUCCUGCUGGUGGACGAGCCCCUCCUGAGACUGAUAGAUGCUGAAACCACCGCCCCGGCCUGGCCUAACUUGCCCAAGGUCUCAGUGACGGAGAGGAAGCAGAGCCGGCCAGCCCCUGCUGAGCCCCCGGAGGCCUCCGAUUCUGUCGACACAGGAGGUUUAGCCCCCAGGGGCCUGGUGUGUGUGCUGGAGCAGGUGUGCAACACCCUCCUGGACCUAGAGGAGCAGCUCAAUGAGCUGGAUCGGGCCUCAGGCGAUGGCGACUGUGGCACCACGCACAGCCGCGCAGCCAGAGCCAUCCAGGCCUGGCUGAAGGAGGGACCACUUCCUGCCAGUCCUGCCCAGCUCCUCUCCAAAUUGUCCCUCCUGCUGCUGGAAAAAAUGGGGGGCUCCUCGGGAGCUCUCUAUGGCCUGUUCCUGAUGGCUGCUGCCCAGGCGCUGAGGGCCAAUAAUACUGACCUCCCCAGCUGGUCUCGUGCCAUGGACGCUGGCCUGGAGACCCUGCAGAAGUACGGAAACGCAUCCCCGGGGGACAGGACAAUGCUGGAUUCUCUGUGGGCGGCAGGACAGGAGCUCCAGGCCUGGAAGAAGCCAGGCGCUGACCUACUCCAAGUUCUGACCAGAGCUGUCAAGAGUGCUGAGGAGGCCGCUGAGGCCACCAAGAACAUGGAAGCCGGGGCUGGGAGAGCCAGUUACAUCGCCUCGGGGAAGCUGGACCGGCCAGAUCCUGGAGCUGUGGCAGCAGCUGCGAUUCUCAGGGCCAUCCUGGAGGGCCUGAGAAGCAACAAGUGAACCUCAUUCCCCGCUCCCUCAGCCCAGGCUCUUGGGCAGGGGCCUAGCAGGAACCCCUCUGCGGGCCCAGAACCCACUCCUGGGUGGAUCCACUGCCUUGUUACCCGUAGGAGGGUGGGGUUCCAGGAUCAUUCAAUGAUGUUUUCCCAGGGUAGCAAACCAGCCUUGCAGGCCUUUUGUUUGGCUUUUAAGACACCCCAUGAAGGGCCUUUGCCUGCCAACAGGAAGCAACCUAAUAAACCACUUCGGAGCCAGA
Suncus etruscus (white-toothed pygmy shrew) is the source of this 2298-nucleotide messenger RNA. It is a transcript of the gene TKFC, whose product is annotated as triokinase and FMN cyclase. Gene Ontology annotation, cellular component: cytosol. Gene Ontology annotation, biological process: glycerol catabolic process. The record is from RefSeq and is a predicted model, not a curated record. Lineage: Eukaryota; Metazoa; Chordata; Mammalia; Eulipotyphla; Soricidae. The transcript is spliced from 17 exons. Bases 306 to 2042 code for a protein of 578 amino acids. Gene Ontology annotation, molecular function: glycerone kinase activity; ATP binding.